AUGUCGGUUGAUAAGACUAAAAUGAACUUCUUGGACAUAAUGGUGAUAAAAGAAGAGGACCACCUGAAAACUGACUUAUAUCGUAAACCCACCGACAAAAACUCUUUGCUUCAUGAAAAAGAGGAUAUAAGGAGCCUUGGAUCCAGGAGGCUGUGUCACGUUUUAGCAACAUGUCUCAAACGGAAUGCCUCACCAACACCAGACCAAGGCAGCGAACAGGGGGUGAUCUGUGCCAUACAAUACUCACCUGUUGCCAAGGAUAUCACCAAGACAAUUAAACAACAUUGGCACAUUAUUGACUCAGACCCAACCCUGAAGGACAUUUUUAUCAAACCUCCUAGGGUGGUCUAUAAAAGACCUCCCAAUCUGCGCAACAUGCUGGUGAGAGCUGAUCUCCCUCCUCCUCCUCCCCCCUCACAUUUCCUGGGCUCAAUAGCUUCUGGGAAUUACCCUUGUGGUCGCUGCCAACAAUGCCACUUUACACAAAAAACUGUUUCUUUUAACCACCCACAUACAGGUAAAAAAUAUAACGUUAAAGGUAUUAUUACAUGUUCCACAACCAAUGUCAUUUACAUGUUAAAAUGUCCAUGUGGACUAGCAUACAUCGGUAAGACCACCAGAGCUUUAAAGACUAGAAUAGCCGAACAUCGCAGCACCAUUAGGAAUGAAGUUACCUCGAGCCCAGUGGCGGUACAUUUCUCUGCAGCAAGACACAACAUUUCUACCCUCAGAUAUGUGGGUAUUGAAACAUUGAAAUGUCCACGGAGAGGGGGUGAUAUUAACUCUUUAUUAUUGAAGGGGAAGCAUUUUGGAUACAUACAUUGGUCUGCACUCCAAGUCUGUCAGUUCUCCUUUGAGAAACCAGGAGGUGAAAAGGGGGAGGGCGACAAAGAUGGAGAGAGAGAACAAGAGAGGGAGAUGGAGGAUGAUGGCUCUCAGAAUGGAGCCUUGCUGUCAGGACGUGUUUUCACCAGGAUGGGUUAA
Molecule: messenger RNA, 984 nt
Organism: Epinephelus fuscoguttatus (brown-marbled grouper)
Lineage: Eukaryota; Metazoa; Chordata; Actinopteri; Perciformes; Serranidae
Exons: 4
Coding region: 1-984 (327 amino acids)
Source: RefSeq, a predicted model, not a curated record